Cyprinodon tularosa is the source of this 4456-nucleotide messenger RNA. RefSeq names its product extracellular calcium-sensing receptor-like. Bases 7 to 4008 code for a protein of 1333 amino acids. Gene Ontology annotation, cellular component: membrane. Gene Ontology annotation, biological process: G protein-coupled receptor signaling pathway. NCBI's taxonomy places the organism in Eukaryota, Metazoa, Chordata, Actinopteri, Cyprinodontiformes, Cyprinodontidae. The record is from RefSeq and is a predicted model, not a curated record. The transcript has 16 exons. Gene Ontology annotation, molecular function: G protein-coupled receptor activity.
GUAAUUAUGGAUGUGUUUCUUCACAAAUUUAUGUCCUUGUUUUUUCUAUUAAUUAGUUUCUUCCCCUUUAUUGUUUCAAUGUCAUCUUGCAAAAUAAGAAGAGAGUUUCAUCUUAAUGGCAUGCAUAAAGCCGGUGAUGUGAUUCUAGGGGGACUGUUUGAAGUACACUACACUUCUGUGUUUCCUGAGCUAACAUUCACCUCAGAACCAAGUGAGCACAUCUGUCAAGGCUUUGACUCUCCAGGGUUCAGGCAUGCCAUGACCAUGGCAUUUGCCAUUGAGGAAAUUAACAAAGACCCAAAUCUGCUUCCAAAUGUGACUCUUGGAUAUAGCCUUUAUGAUAAUUGUGCCACAUUAGUAAUCGGAUUUAGUGCUGCAUUGUCAUUGGCCAGUGGUCAGGAGAAACAGUUUUUUCCUCAGGAAAAAUGCUCAGGGGGCCCUCCAGUCCUGGGGAUCGUCGGUGAUUCUUUUUCAACGUUUUCAAUUGCCACAUCUGAUGUCAUUGGUUUAUUCAGAUUGCCCAUUGUGAGUUACUUUGCUACAUGUUCUUGCCUAAGUGAUCGUCGAAGGUUUCCAUCCUUUUUUAGGACAAUCCCAAGUGAUACUUUUCAAGUGGAUGCAAUGAUUCAGAUUUUAAAACACUUUGGCUGGACAUGGGCUGGUCUACUGGUUAGUGAUGAUGAUUACGGGCUUCAUGUUGCCCAGUCCUUUCAGUCAAAGCUGACUGAGUCUGGAUUAGGAUGUCUUGCAUACUAUGAAAUUUUACCAUGGGGUGAAAAUCCGGCUGAACUGACACGAAUUGUGGAAGGAAUGAAAAAAUCCACAGCUCGCGUUGUCAUUGUAUUCGCACAUCAGAUCAAUAUGAUUCAACUGAUGGAGGAGGUUUUAAGGCAAAAUGUGACAGGUUUGCAAUGGAUGGCGAGUGAAGCAUGGGCAUCAGCAGCUGUGCUCCAAACAUCUCGUCUUAUGCCAUACCUGAGUGGAACGCUGGGCAUUGCAAUCCGUCGAGGAGAAAUCCGAGGACUUAGGGAUUUUCUUCUAAAAACAAAACCUGGGAAUAACACCAACAGUGAAAACACUAUGAUAAGGCAGUUCUGGGAACACACUUUUCAGUGUAGAUUUGCUCCCCCACCUGUUGACUGGCUAGAGGCUGGAGGGGCAUUAUGCUCUGGUAAAGAAGAUUUAGAGACUGUGCAGACUGAAUUUCUUGAUGUUUCUAACCUCCGGCCUGAAUAUAACAUUUACAAGGCUGUGUAUGCUCUGGCAUACGCUCUUGAUGACAUGCUGCAGUGUCAGCCAGGAAGAGGGCCUUUUAUCAGACACAGCUGUGCAUCUCUGCACAGUCUGGAGGCUUGGCAGCUAAUGUAUUACUUGAAAAAAGUCAACUUUACCAUUCCAUUUGGUGAUCAAGUGUCAUUUGAUGAGAAUGGUGAUGCUUUGCCAAUAUAUGAUAUCAUGAACUGGCAAUGGCUCCCUGAUGGUAAAAUUCAAGUUCUGAAUGUAGGCGUUGUAAGGAAAACAAGUUUUGGUGAUGAAGAACUCACUCUUAAUGAAGACAAAAUCUUCUGGAAUUUUGAGAACAAUCAGCCACCUCGGUCUGUGUGCAGCAAGAACUGUAAUCCUGGGAGUCGCAUGGCAAGAAAGAAGGGGCAACCUGUGUGCUGUUUUGAUUGUGUCCCUUGUCCUGAAGGAAAGAUUAGCAACGAAACAAACUCUGUUGAGUGCUUUAGUUGUCCAGAGGAUUUCUGGUCCAGCCCAAAGCGUAAUCAAUGCGUACUUAAGAGAACAGAGUUUCUCUCCUACCAUGAACCUCUGGGAGUCUGCUUGACAACAGCUUCUUUGCUGGGAACUUCCAUCUGUACUGUUGUUUUAGGGAUUUUCACAUAUCACCGAAGCACACCUAUGGUAAGUUAUUUUGCCACAUGUUCUUGUCUGAGUGAUCGGCAGCGUUUUCCAUCUUUCUUUAGAACAAUUCCAAGCGAUGCAUUUCAGGUUCGCGCCAUGAUUCAGAUUCUGAAAUAUUUUGGCUGGACUUGGGCCGGUCUCCUGGUCAGCGAUGAUGAUUAUGGCGUGCAUGUUUCCAGAUCAUUCCAAUCGGACCUGACUCGAUCAGGUGGAGGCUGUUUGGCAUACACUGAGAUUUUACCCUGGGGAGACAAUCCGACUGAAUAUAAAAGGAUUGUUGAUGUGAUGACAAAAUCUACAGCACGCGUAGUAAUUGUGUUUGCACAUCAGAUGCACAUGAUCCAACUCAUGGAACAGGUGGUAAAACAGAAUGUGACAGGCCUUCAGUGGAUUGCCAGUGAGGCUUUGACAUUGCUUGAAGGACUCCAAAUAUCUGCUUUCUCACCAUUUCUUGGUGGAACACUUGGCAUCGCUAUCCGUCGAGGAGAAAUACCAGGACUUCGAGAUUUUCUGUUGAGGAUUCAUCCUGAGCAAUACAACAACAACUAUUCUGAAAAUAACAUGGUGAAACUUUUUUGGGAGCACACAUUUCAAUGCAAGUUUUCCCCGCCUCCAGCAGGUUGGGUAGAGGAUGGCGGAAGAAUAUGCACUGGAAAAGAAGAGUUAAACAGUGUGGAGACUGACCUGCUGGAUGUGUCAGAACUCCGGCCUGAGUAUAAUAUCUACAAAGCUGUCUAUGCACUCGCACAUGCACUUAAUGACAUGCUGAGCUGCGUUCCAGAGCAAGCACCAUUUAAUGGGAACUGUGCAUCUUUACACACAUUAGAGCUCUCACAGGUAAUGUACUACCUUGAAAAGGUGACCUUCACCACACAGUUUGGUGACCAAGUUACGUUUGAUGAAAAUGGUGAUGUGUUACCAAUAUAUGACAUCAUGAACUGGAUUCGGCAGCCCGAUGGAAACAUUAAAGUUCAGAAUGUGGGUGAGAUCAAGCGGUCUUCAUCCCAAGAAGAAGAACUUAAAAUUUAUGAGGACAGAAUCUUCUGGAACUUUGAAUCCAAAAAGCCUCCAAAGUCAGUGUGCAGUGAGAGCUGCCAUCCAGGAACACAUAUGGUCAGGAAGAAAGGAGAACCUUUGUGCUGUUUUUAUUGUGUUCCAUGCUCUGAAGGAAAGGUCAGCAAUGAAACUGACUCCUUGGAGUGUGUUAGCUGUCCUGAAGAUUUCUGGUCCAGCCCAGAGCGUGAUCAUUGUGUUCAUAAAAAAACAGAGUUCCUCUCCUAUCAGGAACCUCUGGGCAUCUGUUUGACGGUGACCUCAUUGCUGGGAACAUCUAUUUGUGCUGUUGUUCUGGGGAUCUUCGCCUAUCAUCGAAGCACACCCAUUGUACGAGCCAAUAAUGCAGAACUGAGCUUUCUGAUCCUAGUGUCUCUUAAACUCUGCUUCCUGUGUUCAUUGCUGUUCAUUGGUCGACCCAGACUGUGGACAUGCCAACUCAGACAUGCUGCGUUUGGAAUCAGCUUUGUGCUUUGUGUCUCUUGCAUUCUGGUUAAAACAAUGGUGGUUUUAGCUGUUUUCAAAGCUUCUAAACCAGGUGGUGCAGCCAGUCUCAAGUGGUUUGGUGCUGUACAGCAGAGAGGAACGGUUUUUACUCUUACUUGCAUUCAGGCAGCAAUUUGCACUGCCUGGAUAGUCACUGUCUCACCAGUACCUCAUAAAAACACUCAGUACCAUAAUGACAAGAUUGUGUAUGAGUGCGUAGUAGGGUCCACAAUCGGCUUCAGUGCUUUACUGGGUUAUAUCAGUGUACUAGCCAUUCUUAGCUUUAUGUUAGCAUUUCUAGCUAGAAAUCUUCCAGAUAACUUUAAUGAGGCCAAACUAAUCACUUUCAGCAUGCUGAUUUUCUGUGCUGUGUGGGUGGCAUUUGUUCCGGCUUAUAUCAACUCUCCAGGUAAAUAUGCAGAUGCAGUGGAGGUGUUUGCCAUUCUGGCCUCCAGUUUUGGUCUCUUGGUGGCACUAUUUGGACCUAAGUGUUACAUAAUACUACUAAGACCAGAAAGAAACACGAAGAAAUCUAUCAUGGGUCAUACCACAACCAAAAGUUGAAGAACAGUUAUUUUAUUUUUUAUUUUUAUGAGCAGAAACUAUUAUGUUCACUCAGAUUUAGAGGCUUAUAAUAUGUUGCAAUAUCUGCAAUAGUUUUUUAUUUAUAAGUUUAAGUAAAACUUCAUAAAGCAAUGUAAUGUUCUCUGUUUUUUGGUCAUUUUACAUGUCUUCUUCAGUAGUGCACCAAACUCAUGUUCAAGUAAUGUCAGCUAUUUCUGUUUCUAGUGCAACUGUCCUCCACAGUAACCAACAACACAAGCAGUAAUUAGAACAAAUCAUCAUAGAAAUAAAGGCCUUUCUCUAAACUGUUUAUUUUUGUUUUAAUCCUGAAGCCUGUAAAAGGGAGUAGAACCAUUCAUCCCUUUACCCCAUUCCAUUAAGUUAAAAAGGAUUUUGUGUAGAAAACAUACAUAUCUAUUGUACUAAUUAAUCAUGCAUUGUGAAAAUA